AUGUCGCCUCCCGGAACCCUCUACACCGACUACAACCAGACCGUCCUCGACCUGUUUGACUACGUCAUCUACCCGGGGAACGGCACAGUCUCAAACGUCUCAAACUGCUAUCUUUCUUUCGGCAGCUACCAUCCUGAAAUCUAUGCCGACGGCACCGUCGAGAACAAUGUCUCUUGUGAUAGUCCCUACUACGGCAUUGCCUCUCGAGGCGGCAUCGGCAUCGCCUUCGGCGCCCUCUCCAUCCUCAUGCUGCCCUUCUCCAUGAACAACCUCCAUCGACUGGGCAAAAUGCACGUCAAGCGCGAGCACAAGCGCUUCCGUCUCAUCAGUCGCAGAUGGCAAUGGUACUGGGUCUUUGUCAUCCAUGCCCUCUCUGCCGUCGCCGGCUUCCUCUCCAUCGACAUCGACCGCGACUACAUCCAGGGAACGUCUCUCACCAGCUACGGCGCAGUCUUUACCUCGAUAUUUCCCUGCUGUCUCGGUGCCGUCUGGGAGAUGACCCGUCAUUGGGGCUCCUUUGAAGAGCGACAGUCAUACGAGGAUGAUCCGUACGGAUUCCGCGACGACAAACUGCGCACAAACUACUUCCUCCUCGCGCCGAUCUUUGUCUACCUCUUUGGCUUCCUCUUCUUUCUCCUCACCGUCCUCCGCAACUGGACAAACGUGAUCCGCGUCAACUCAGACUUCAUCGUCGACUCUCGCUGGAAAGUCGGCAUCUUCCUCGGCGUCGUCUGCUUCAUCCUCAUCAUCACCCACGUCUUUGUCAUCCGCCACUAUUGGCACCCCAAGCGCCUGCCAUGGCGUAUCCCUCUCUGCUUCCUCGGCGUCGCCGUCAUGCUCUCGUACUCGAUCGCUCUCAGCUUCGACGGCUCUCUCUCGCCAUUCAAUCCCUCGUCGAGCGUCGUCGCCGUCUCGGUCUGGGGAUACAUCCCCGUUCUCUACCUCUUAUUUGUCAUGAACAUCACCGCGAAUUUCCAGAAAAACGACGACAAGGUCAUUCUCGAGCAGCGCGCCGUGCGCGAACAAGAGCGCAUGCGCGUCGCUCUCGAAACCGUCGUCGUCCACGACGAUGAUGAUGCCGGCGAGCCUACGGUCCUAGACGAGGAGAAAACUCUUGACGGUAGCAGUCCGCUUGCGUACUCGGCAACAUAUGACUUUGACGGCAAACCCCGUCCGUCGCAGAAGCGGACAUACACAAACGCGGAGAUUAAAGCGUUUGCGAGAGCGAACGCGAAACGCAGCAAUAAUACUGAUGAGCCCAGCUGA
Messenger RNA from Myxozyma melibiosi, 1266 nucleotides. RefSeq lists its product as uncharacterized. The record is from RefSeq and is a predicted model, not a curated record. NCBI's taxonomy places the organism in Eukaryota, Fungi, Ascomycota, Lipomycetes, Lipomycetales, Lipomycetaceae. The transcript is spliced from 2 exons. Bases 1 to 1266 code for a protein of 421 amino acids.